AUGGACCCUCCCGGAGCAGCCGCCAUGGCCUGGCUUCUGCUCUUCCUCCCGCUCCUCAUCCUCGGCCACGCCAUCGCCGUGUCCGGCAUCACCCCUGGGCCGGCUGAUGGUGACCGGACACUGCGUGUCAGUGACCGGACAUUGGAGCUCUGGGGGCUAUCGGACCCCACCCCACCGCGGUCACCAAAUGUCCAGUGCCGGACCCUCCUCCCGUCCACCCUCCCCGGUUUCUCCCGGUUGCCACCGCUGCCCCGUGGCCUUGCCCGUGCCGCCCUGGCACUAGCCCUGCGCRGGUCCGGCUGUGCCACCCUGGCCGAAGCCGAGGCGUUGGCGUUGGCCGGAGAGCUGGGGACCCCCACGGCCGCUGCGCUGCUGCGAGGGCUGGCGCGGCUACCGGACACUCCGGCCCCUCGGCCACUGACCGCGCUUCUCCUCGGACUGGCACAACCGGGAGGUUCCUGCGUCCAUCCCGCCCGGCUCCGGACACUCACACCAUUCUCCGGCCGCGCAUCCCGGAAGGUCCGGCCGUGCCCGGUSCGGCGGCGGCGGCGGCGAGAGGACGGGGACGCGUGUAGCCCACCGGGCGAGCGAGAAACGCACCGGGUGCUGGGCUGGGUACCGGGCGCCGGUGUUUUCUACAACCUCGGCUCCAGCGUUUAUUUCGCCUUCCAGGGCUGCGAGGCCGCGGCGACCGAGCGGGCGCUGGAGGUGGCCGAAGAUUUGGGCUACACGGGGCUGGGGGCGCUGGCCGGAGCGCUGGGGGGGCCGGUGGCCGCGGGGGUGUACAUGGGGCUGCAGCCGGGGCUCAAGGCGGGRGUGCGGGCGCUCGUCGGGUAUUUCACCGCGGCCGGAGAGCCCUCGGCCGUGCCCACUGCCCACAGCGGCGCCGUGGUCAUCGUGUGACAGCAAUAAAAGGGCACGCGGGG
This is a messenger RNA of Malurus melanocephalus (red-backed fairy wren), 926 nucleotides long. RefSeq names its product apolipoprotein F (gene APOF). The record is from RefSeq and is a predicted model, not a curated record. The coding region runs from base 1 to 903 and encodes 300 amino acids. The transcript has 3 exons. Gene Ontology annotation, biological process: cholesterol metabolic process. NCBI's taxonomy places the organism in Eukaryota, Metazoa, Chordata, Aves, Passeriformes, Maluridae.